Molecule: messenger RNA, 2217 nt
Organism: Centropristis striata (black sea bass)
Lineage: Eukaryota; Metazoa; Chordata; Actinopteri; Perciformes; Serranidae
Gene: fzr1b
Product: fizzy/cell division cycle 20 related 1b
Exons: 14
Coding region: 297-1760 (487 amino acids)
Biological process (GO): anaphase-promoting complex-dependent catabolic process; positive regulation of anaphase-promoting complex-dependent catabolic process; positive regulation of ubiquitin protein ligase activity
Cellular component (GO): anaphase-promoting complex
Molecular function (GO): anaphase-promoting complex binding; ubiquitin ligase activator activity; protein binding
Source: RefSeq, a predicted model, not a curated record
CCAAGGAAUUUCUGCUACAGCUGAUUCGGUCGCCAUCUUUGUCGCGAACAUAAACAACACCAGCGAGUCGCGUUGGCAUUUGGAUGUACCGCAGCUGGGAAGAAAGCGACAACAGUCUCCCCGCCGCAGCGCUGAAUACUCCAACCGAAGAUGACCGUCGAUUUGGUCCCCUGAGCCGCCGUGUCAGCCCGAGAUGAGGAUCCAGGGUGGAUAUCCUCAAACGGAGGGAGAGGAGGUUUAAAGAGGGGGGCGGGGAGGGCAGCAAAGGGGCCUUGCUGCUCGUCAGCCCUGAGGAGAUGGACCAAGAGUACGAGAGACGGCUGCUGAGGCAAAUCAACCACCAGAACCUGCCGACAGAGGCCCGCCUGUCAAAGUGUGUCAGCGCUACCUGCAGUCCUGUCAGUGUAAAGUCAGGGGACCGCUUCAUUCCCACCCGCGCAGGAAGCAACUGGAGCAUCAACUUCCACUACGCCAAUGAGAACUGUCGCUCCCCAAAUCAGAACCACAAAGCAAAGGAUGCCAGUUCAGACUCAAGCAAAGAUGCUGUGGCGUAUGCUGCCCUGUUGAGGAACGAGUUACUGGGGGCCGGGAUAGAGACGGUGCCAGACCCUCACACAGACGACCGGCGGCACACUGUCCUCUCUCAAGACUCUCACAGCCUUUUUAGGUACACUGUCCACACUAAGAGAGUGCCUUUUGAUAGUGAUAAUGAAGUCUCACCCUACUCCCUUUCUCCGCUUAGUAACAAGAGUCACAAGCUGCUCCGCUCUCCUCGUAAACCAGCCCGAAAGAUCUCCAAGAUCCCCUUCAAGGUGCUGGAUGCUCCGGAGCUGCAGGAUGACUUCUACCUCAACCUGGUAGACUGGUCGGCAGGCAACCUGCUCAGCGUCGGUCUGGGAGCCUGCGUCUACCUGUGGAGUGCCUGCACCAGCCAGGUGACAAGGUUAUGUGACCUUUCAGUGGAUGGAGACUCUGUUACAUCAGUUUGUUGGAAUGAGCGGGGGAGUCUUGUUGCUGUUGGAACCCACAAGGGUUACGUCCAGAUCUGGGACGCAGCAGGAGGCAGGAAGCUGACCAGCCUGGAGGGUCACUCGGCACGUGUAGGUGCCCUGGCGUGGAACGGAGAGCAGCUGUCGUCGGGGAGUCGGGACCGAGUGAUCCUGCAGCGGGACGUCAGAACCCCCCCGUCAGCCGAGAGGAGGCUGCAAGGCCACAGACAGGAAGUGUGCGGUCUGAAAUGGUCCCCUGACCACCAGCACCUCGCGUCGGGGGGCAACGACAACAAGCUGCUGGUGUGGAACAGCUCCAGCCUCCUCCCCGUGCAGCAGUACAGCGACCACCUGGCAGCGGUGAAGGCCAUCGCCUGGUCGCCCCACCAGCACGGGCUGCUGGCGUCGGGGGGCGGCACCGCCGACCGCUGCCUGCGCUUCUGGAACACCUUGACGGGUCAGGCUCUGCAGAGCACAGACACGGGCUCCCAGGUCUGCAACCUGGCAUGGUCCAAACACGCCAACGAACUGGUGAGCACUCACGGCUACUCCCAGAACCAGAUCCUGGUGUGGAAGUAUCCAUCACUGACUCAGGUGGCUAAGCUGACAGGACACUCGUACAGAGUGUUGUACCUGGCUGUGUCACCUGACGGGGAGGCCAUCGUUACAGGAGCCGGAGACGAGACACUACGAUUCUGGAACGUCUUUAGUAAGACACGCUGCACCAAGGAAUCAAAGUCAGUGCUGAACCUCUUCACCAGGAUACGAUAGUGAGGGCCGGGGCUGGUUCCAGGAGGAGCCUCCUGCUCUGUGGUUGAAAUGCACAGUCACCAACGACACUCACAGACUAAAGGAACCUUCUCAUCUCAGAGCACCGACCACCACUACAGACGCUCGUCCUCACAUCCACCUUUUCUACACAGGAUGCAGUCUCUACUUCCAACAACUGCCAUCCCUCACAGUGAUUAAAACAAACAAACAAACAAACGAGCAGUCUAUUGUCAGGACAUGUUGUCUGCUUUAAAAAAAAGUCAGUCUUGUUAUCUUUUUCUGUUGUGGAAGUGAAAUUGUUUUUGUUAUAUAUUAGCAGAAGUAUACAUGUACAAGAGUUAUAAGCUAUAUAAUGUAACGACGUCACAUUUUUAAAAGGCUCUCCUUUGUAACAGAGACAAGAAGAAGCCUGGAUCUCGUGUGUGUGUGUGUGUGUGUGUGUGUGUGUUGGGGGGGA